Glossina fuscipes is the source of this 3708-nucleotide messenger RNA. It is a transcript of the gene AspRS-m, whose product is annotated as aspartate--tRNA ligase, mitochondrial. Gene Ontology annotation, molecular function: aspartate-tRNA ligase activity; nucleic acid binding; ATP binding. Gene Ontology annotation, cellular component: cytoplasm; mitochondrion. Lineage: Eukaryota; Metazoa; Arthropoda; Insecta; Diptera; Glossinidae. The record is from RefSeq and is a predicted model, not a curated record. Bases 206 to 3424 code for a protein of 1072 amino acids. Gene Ontology annotation, biological process: aspartyl-tRNA aminoacylation. The transcript has 12 exons.
AAAAAACUAUAAAGUUUUAACAAUUUAAAAAGGUUUACCAAAAAACCUAAGAAAUAAGUGUUUUAAUAGCUAAAAAACUAGAAAAUUAGCGGCAAACUUUUUAUAAGAGCAGACAACAAUAACCACCGCAUAUAUAAGACAUCACACAACAGCAAUAGAAGACUUUGUAUUAAUAGCUAAUACGAGAUUAAAGUUUGGAAAUCACAUGAUGGGUGGUCGUCAUAAUUUACGAGGCGGAAAUGGUGGUGGUCGCUGGAGCGGCGGUGGCGGCUAUGGUGAUGGAGGUUACGGCCGUGGCGGUUACGAUAACUAUCAAGGUGGUUACAAUAACUUUGGUGGCAACGGCAUGAAUCCCUUUAAUAUGCCGAAUAAUUUUAAUCAAAAUGGUUUGAUGCAAUUAAUGAGUGCGAUGGCUAGUGGUUUCAAUAUGAAUCCUCCCCCACCACCACCGGCUCGAAUGUCGUGUGGCGAAUUACGCGCACAUCAUGCCGGAAUGAUAGUGGAACUUACAGGUCGUCUUAUUAAAAAACGAGUUAACCGUUUUGUGGAAUUAAGGGAUCGUAAUGGCGGGGCAGCUCAAAUGGUGGUUCUGGAAGAUAAGUAUCCUCGGAUAGCUAGACGAAUACAAAAUAUGCCGGAGUAUACUUUGCUAACUAUCGUUGGGCAAGUAAUGAAAAGGCCGUCUCAUUCAUGUAAUCAAACUAUGCCGACGGGCGACAUUGAGGUGGAAGUACAAGAGAUUUUGAAUAUUGACUUUAGUGCUGGGAAUAAACGACCGGGAGACAAACGUUCAUAUAGUACGAUGGCUCAGCAAAAUUAUACUGGCAUCACUAGUACUGAGUAUAAAAUGGCCAAAUCUGAAAAUAUAUUGAAAUAUUUUGAAAAUCGUGAUAUAACGUGCAAUGAUUUGCGUCGCAAAGACAUUGGUAAAGAUGUUACCCUUGUGGGUUGGAUACCAUCAGCUAAAAACACUAAAUUCAUGCAACUGAAAGAUGGUUAUGGUCAGACUCAAAUUGUUGUGGAAGAUCAAGUAAUGCAGGAAACUUGCGCCAGUGCACCUGAUCAUACUGUGCUAUUAAUAACUGGUAAAGUUUUAGGCAGACCACGCGCUAAUAUUAAUAUGAAGUACGAAACUGGAGAGGUUGAGGUUAUGGUCGAAACAGUUAAGAUCUUAAACCCCGAAGAUCCCUAUGAUGGUCCUAUCAAAGCUAAAGAUAAAGUCCAAAAAUUAUCCAUUGACGAUCUAGAUGAAGAGGACGGUGAGGCGUCAGAAAAAAACGGCGAAGCCAUGGAGGACAGCGAUACAAGCACACAUAAAGUUGUUAAAGUGGCGGAUUUAAAUAAAUUUGCUGACCGUUCGCAUAAUUGUGGUGAAUUGGCCAGUGACAAUAUUGGAGAAAAAGUGUCGAUAUGUGGCUGGCUAGAGUUUCAGCGUAUGGGUAAAUUUUUGGUUUUACGCGAUGGCUAUGGCCAAACGCAAGUGUUGCUGACCGAUAAGGUGAAAGGUUUGGAAAGUUAUCCAGAUGGCUUGUCCUUGGAGACAAUUGUGAAGGUAGAGGGCACAGUCAUACCACGUCCGGCAGCCACAAUAAAUCCGAAAAUGAAAACUGGACACAUUGAAGUUGAAGCAGAAAAGGUGGAGGUGUUGAAUGCAGCAAAGAAAAAUUUACCCUUCGAAGUGCGUAAAUUUAAUAGAGCUGGUGAACGCCUACGUCUUACGCAUCGUUAUAUAGAUUUGAGGUUCGCUGAUAUGCAGCAUAACUUGCGCAUGAGAUCACAGGUUAUUAUGCGUAUGCGCGAAUAUCUUAUUAAUUAUUUGGGUUUUGUCGAAGUGGAAACACCUACUUUGUUCUGUCGUACACCUGGCGGAGCCCAAGAGUUUGUGGUGCCCACUCGUAAGCCGGGGCAUUUCUACUCUUUGGUGCAAAGCCCACAACAAUUCAAACAAAUGUUAAUGGCGGGUGCUAUAGAUCGCUAUUUUCAAGUAGCUCGCUGUUAUCGUGACGAAGCCACACGACCAGAUCGUCAACCGGAAUUCACUCAACUUGAUAUUGAAUUGUCGUUUACCAAUCGAGAAGGUAUUAUGCAAUUAGUUGAAGAGGUACUACGAUAUUCAUGGCCCAAAGAAUAUUCUAAAAUACAAACACCAUUCCGCCGCAUCACAUAUGAAGAAGCCUUGGAAAAAUAUGGUACUGACAAGCCCGACAUAAGAUUUGGUUUAACUCUAUGUAAUGUUACCGAUAUUAUUGAGAAGAAUCAAACAUUUAUGGAGAAAUACACUGAUAUGGCUUCAUAUGCUUUAGUUGUGCGCGGCAAUGAAGGCUUCUGGAAUAGUACAGCUCGCAAACAUUACGAGAGUCUUAGCAAAGAAUUUCCAGGCACUUUAUUUGUACGCAAAUUUAUGCAAUACAAAGACGUUUUGGAACGUUUAACUAAUCUCCUUACAACGGAGGUAGCACAAGAAUUGAUAGCUAAAUUUGAUUUGGAAGAAAAUGAUUUACUUUUCUUAGGUAUCGGCGAAAAGGGUGAAACUCAAAAGCUUUUGGGUAAAAUACGUGUGGAUUACCAUAACUUUUUGCUGGAGCAUAACAAAGCUCGCAAGAAUUAUGAUAACAAAUUCGUUUGGAUUAUCGACUUUCCGAUGUUUGAACGUAACCCAGAAACUGGUAGUUUUGAGAGCGUUCAUCACCCUUUCACUGCGCCCCAUUCCGACGAUAUGGACGCUUUCAUUAAUUCCAAGGCUGAAGAUCUAGCUAAGAUACGUUCGCAGGCUUAUGAUUUGAUAUUGAACGGGCAAGAGGUUGGCGGGGGUUCUAUGCGUAUACAUGAUCGCGACAUGCAACAAUUCGUUUUGGAACAAAUUUUGAAAUUACCCAAUGAUAAUUUGACGCAUUUAUUGAAUGCCUUGGAAUCAGGGUGUCCGCCGCAUGGCGGUAUAGCCUUAGGUUUGGAUCGUUUGAUGGCCAUUAUGUGUCGUACGGCUUCAAUACGUGAUGUCAUCGCAUUCCCUAAGUCCCUGAAUGGCAGAGAUCCCCUCUCCAAUGCUCCCGUACCGAUAUCGGAUGAUGAGAAAGCAUUGUAUCACGUCUCGGUCGUUGAAAAUGAAAAUGAGGAAGCCACAGCUCAUGCUCAAGAAGACGAUGAUCCGGAUGCUGCCAGAGCUCCACCUUCACCAUUAGCCAUGGACGAAGAUACACAAGACAUAAAGGCAGAACCAACCGAACCCAUGGCUAUUGAUGAGCCCGCACAGGCUUCAACACAAGCUUCAGCACCACCACCACCACCAGCAGCAGCAGCAGCAGCAGCCGCAGCACCAGCAGCAACAACAACAGCAGCAGCAGCGGCCGCGACCGUACCUGCUGAAGAGACUAAGGAUAUCGGCAUACCCAUUAUUAAAGCUAAACGCAUAGUCAAGAAAAAAUAAGCAGUUUUAUGACAACAACGACAACAGCAACUGCAUAUAUAUUUCCUUUUCAAAUCACAAAUUAUCUAGAGUUACAUGUUUCCCGUUAAUACCAGCAGAGAGAAAUAACGAACAGUAACUAGUUUAAAAAUGAACAAAAAUUAUAUAUAAAAAAACAAAUUUUUUAAAACCUAACUUAUUCUUAUUCUGCGUAAUUGUUCAAGUUUGUCUCUUACACAAAAUAUUAAAUUGAGAUAAUUAGAAGAAAAAAAGCGACAAAAGAAAACAAAAAAACAAAAAAAAAA